GAUAGGCACCACCAUAACACAACCAUUCACCUCUUCCAAAAUAGUUGAAUUACAUUUCCUCUUCCAAAAUUUCCAAAUCAUGGCUAGUUCAAUCCUUGUCAAGGUUACUUGUUUGGCUAUGAUAUGCUUGGUUUUGAGCAUUCCACUAGCCAAUGCUGUCAUUACAUGUCCUGAUGCGGACAUAACUUUAAAGUCAUGCCUUCCGUACGUAGCACACCCAACUCAAUGGCCCCCUCUAGAAUGUUGCACUGCGGUUCUCGGCCUAACUGCCCGAGCUGUAACUCGCGAAGAUCGUCAAGCGGUUUGCAAAUGCCUUUUAGGCCUUAUGAAUGGCAUACCUGGGCUCGAUCUUACCGCCUUUGCUGCCGUCCCUAUUCUCUGUGCUGCUAACAUAGGCUAUAUUAUUCGCCCUAACAUGGACUGCAACUCGGUACCCUAGUAUUGAGCAGCUUGAAGGGUUGGUGCUUAAUGAAUAAGUAAUACUUGGUUUGUGGUAAAACCAAUAUAGACAGAAUAAAGGAGAUGAAGUUACUCUUACAAAAAAAUGGUUUAAUUUCUCCGAUUGUAAGUCGAACCGAAAUAUAUAAUUAAAUAAAAUCUGAAAUAUUUUCUUGGCUCUCAAAAAUCCCUCUUUAGUGCCUUGGAGAUUAAGAAACAUAUGGCUGAACUGUUUGCAUUUAACCCUUAGCAUGAAUUUUAUGGCUACUCAUACUUAUAGGGAGGGUAAUCAAUGCGCGAACACUCUAGCUAGUUUCGGCUUUAAUGUUAGCAAUUUUAAAGUUUGGACGGAAA
Medicago truncatula (barrel medic) is the source of this 792-nucleotide messenger RNA. Its product is annotated as non-specific lipid-transfer protein 2. Gene Ontology annotation, biological process: lipid transport. The record is from RefSeq and is a predicted model, not a curated record. Lineage: Eukaryota; Viridiplantae; Streptophyta; Magnoliopsida; Fabales; Fabaceae. Gene Ontology annotation, molecular function: lipid binding. The transcript has 2 exons. Bases 80 to 439 code for a protein of 119 amino acids.